This is a messenger RNA of Chelonia mydas (Green sea turtle), 613 nucleotides long. It is a transcript of the gene TMEM150B, whose product is annotated as transmembrane protein 150B. The transcript is spliced from 7 exons. NCBI's taxonomy places the organism in Eukaryota, Metazoa, Chordata, Testudines, Cheloniidae. Bases 95 to 613 code for a protein of 172 amino acids. The record is from RefSeq and is a predicted model, not a curated record.
CCUGUGCCCCUAGCCACACACGGGAGCAGAGAAGCCGGGCGGGCAGCUCAGGAGAUGUCUCUGUGACAGAGGCUCAGAGGGGUAGGUCUCUGCCAUGUGGGGCUGGGCCCUGCUCCCCAUCCUGCUGGCCAUCUGCGGCACCGUGGGCUUCUGGGUGGUAUACACCAUGUCCGUGGCCAACGGGUCUGUGAACGUCACAGUCAUGUUCCCGUAUAUCAGCACCUGCGGAUCCGACCCUCCCCAGAGCUGCAUCUUCGGUCAAGUGCUGAACAUGGGGGCGUUCCUGGUCAUCCUGAUCAGCUACCUGCGGUUCCAGCAGGUUCGGGACUGGGGGUGUCCCUGCGCCCUGAACACGGCCGGCCUCUGCCUGGGGCUGCUCUGUGCCCUAGGGGCCUCUGUCGUGGGCAACUUCCAGCAAAGUAACCAGCUGGAGACUCACUUGUUUGGGGCGUUUCUGGCCUUCGUCGUGGGUGUCGUUUAUUUCUGGGUCCAGGCCGCGCUGACCAAACGGGUGAAGCUGCAUCCUGGCGGGCGUUGGAUCGGACCAACCCGGUUCUGUCUCAGUGCGGGCAGCACGGCCCUGCUUGUGGCCAAUUUUGCCUUUCUGCACUGA